Molecule: messenger RNA, 2876 nt
Organism: Nerophis lumbriciformis (worm pipefish)
Lineage: Eukaryota; Metazoa; Chordata; Actinopteri; Syngnathiformes; Syngnathidae
Gene: sdcbp2
Product: syndecan binding protein (syntenin) 2
Cellular component (GO): plasma membrane; cytoplasm
Molecular function (GO): protein binding
Source: RefSeq, a predicted model, not a curated record
CGCUGGUCGGGGUCCGCGAGAGCUGGAAUUUCAGGUGUGACGUCACUUUCCAGAAUCCCCUUCCUUGGUCGACGGGAGCGAAAGAAUAAAGCAACAACAACAAAAACAAGACCAAAAAAAGACAUUUGAACAGUGCGGCCGUCGCGGACUUUGGUUGGAAGAAGAAAACGAGGUUCGAACAUUUCCAGGAUGUCUCUGUACCCGUCUCUGGAGGACAUGAAGGUGGACAAGGUGAUGAGGGCCCAGGCCCAGUUUGCCCACACCUCUACCCCCAACUCCACCAUGCCAGCAGCCAUCACCGAGGGGGGCGAGCAGCUGCAGCAUCCGGCUACUGCUGGGAUGCUGUCAUCCAGCUUGUACCCUAACCUGGAGGAGCUGGGAGAGUACAUGGGUCUGAGCCUCAACAGUGAUGAGGUGCAGCAAAACCUGGCCUUGCUGCCCGUGGCCAACAACCAAGUGGCGGUGCCCUCCUACUCAGGUGUGGCGGGGAUGGUGUGUCCUAUUACGGGCUCCGACGUCGGCAUCAGGAGGGCCGAGGUCCGCCAAGGGCUGCGGGAAAUCAUCCUGUGCAAGGACCAGGACGGCAAGGUUGGACUGCGCCUCAGGGCCAUUGACAACGGAGUGUUUGUUCAGCUGGUACAGGCCAACUCCCCCGCUGCCUUGGCCGGCCUGCGCUUUGGCGACCAGGUACUUCAGAUCAACGGGCAGAACUGCGCCGGCUGGAGCGUGGAUAAGUCCCACAAGGCCCUGAAGGCUGCGGCCGAGACCCGCAUUGAGAUGGUGGUCAGGGACAGGCCCUUCCAGCGCACUGUCACCAUGCACAAAGACAGCUCGGGUCACGUGGGCUUCAUCUACAAGUCUGGGAAAAUCACAUCGCUGGUCAAGGACGGCUCCGCCGCUCGCAACGGCCUGCUGACCGACCACUACAUCUGCGAGAUCAACGGGCAGAACGUCAUUGGACUCAAGGAUUCCCAGAUAAAAGAUAUUCUCACGUCCUCCCCGACCGCCAUGACCAUCACCCUCAUGCCCAAGUUCAUCUACGAGCACAUGAUUAAGAGGAUGUCCAGCAGCCUGCUCAAGUCGGCCAUGGACCAUUCCAUCCCUGAAGUGUGACUCGGCACAAAGAGCAGGGAGUCUUGUAAAGACGCCAACAUCUCUUUUUUUCUUUCCUUCAACCGUCUGCCAUUAUUCCUCUUUGUUUACUUCAUCUUACAAUUGCCUUGGUGUCUGCUAAGAUCACCAAAUGUCUUUUUUCUUUUUUUUUUUGCAUUCUUGCUGGAGUCAAAGGACGGUCCGAGAUGGUUUCUAUUUUCCAUCCAUGCAAAGUCCGGAGCGUCCUCUGCGUUCAUUUCUCUUCUUGUCACUUCUGCUCCAAGAUGCUGUAAACAAGCCACGUCUCCCACGUUCAAAACAAUUCAAAAGAAUUCCACGGUAAUGUAAGCAGACAUUGAUCACAUGAUAUACGCUUAUUAUAUGGCUUUGCUUGUGCCAAAAUGACAUAAAUAUCAAAUAUGGAACUCAUUCAAUAAAAUGUGAAAUAAUUUGCUAAAUUACCAAUCAUUCAUUCAGUUGUGAAAUAUCAAUCAAUAAAUAUCUUUAAACUGUUAUUAAUUGCAAGUUGGAACUUUUAUUUUUCUAAUGUACUACUGACCUUUUGUUUACUUGCAAUAUUUCAAAUUUAUUCUUUUUUUUUUUUUACAAAAACAGAUUUAUAUGGUAAUAUUCCACCUUUUUUCUUUACUCUUAUAAUUUUACAGAUGUUGACCUUCCCCCAAAAUGCAACUUUCAUGUUAGAACAACAAUUACCGUAUUUUUCAGGCUUUAAGUCGCAGUUUUUUUCAUAGUUUGGCGACUUUUGUGUUUUUUUCCUUCUUUAUUAUGCAUUUUUGGCAGGUGCGACUUAUACUCCGGUGCGACUUAUACUCCGAAAAAUACGGUACACACAUUAUUUUCUGCCCUAUUUGAUAAGAUGUCAUUAUUAUUGUUUCCGACGACUUUAUUUGCCUCAUUAUAAAAUCUCAAGUUAGUAUUUACAAUAUUAUAAAUUCUUCUUACAAUUAUUUCCCAAAACAUUGUUAGUAUUUUCACUUUAAUAAAAGUACAUUUUCACAAUAUUAUUACAACACUUUUUUCAUUUUUUCAUUCAAUUGUAUUAAAUUGCUCUGUAUUUAUUGGCAUUUUGAAAUUAUAAAAUGUAUAUUUGUACUUUUAUUUCAUGACGCUGCAUUGGAAAAAUAGCUGGAAAAUCACAUUUUUCAAUUUCAUGAAAUAAAUUACAUAAAGUCAAUUAAAAAAUUAAAUAAAAUUAGAUACAUUUAAUUUAAUUUAAAUUAAAUUAAUUAAAUAAAAAACUAAUUAAAAAAAUAUAUUAAAUGGAUGUACUGUUAUGAAUAAAAACAGUUUCAUAAUUUAAUUGGUGUCUAAUAAAUCAUUUCACAAUUUAAUGAAUGAUUGAAUUGGUUGGAUAUUUAUUCAUUUAUGGACAAAAAAAGCCACAAAAGAUGGAAAUGUGCUUGUAUAUUUCAAUAUGGGGGUACAGGGUCGUUUCAUUUCUUGGGAGCUGACUAUGUGCUGGACGGAGCCACUAAGUGCACUUUCCAUGACCUUUUUUAAGAUACAUUUCCUGUGUUCUUUCUGUCCUUAAAUAAUUGUGCGUGUGGUGCCUCCUGUUUGAAUGCAGAUGCUAACUUCUAAAUGUCCCCCUCGCUGUCCUUGCCCUGGCUAAACAAAAGCCGCAUUUAAAAAAACAAAAAAAGUAUAUUCCGCUUCUGGAUGCAUGUAUUCAUCUCCCACGUAUGCAAUCUGAUAUGAAUGUAAGCAACAUACUACUAUUGUCAAGCAAAUAAAACACAAUCAUUAGACGCAUGUCGUACAUA